Cavia porcellus (domestic guinea pig) is the source of this 2020-nucleotide messenger RNA. It is a transcript of the gene Nat16, whose product is annotated as N-acetyltransferase 16 (putative). The transcript has 4 exons. Lineage: Eukaryota; Metazoa; Chordata; Mammalia; Rodentia; Caviidae. The coding region runs from base 1 to 504 and encodes 167 amino acids. The record is from RefSeq and is a predicted model, not a curated record.
AUGGAGAAAGACCCUCAUCUGAGAAGACCCCCAGGCAAGGGAGCUGAGCCAGGACUUGAGAGCAAGGCUGAGUCCUUGGGCACAGAGCUCAGGUCCAGAUGGCGAUCCGAAGCAGAGGCCAAGCCCUUGGACUUGGUGGCAGCCCUGGAACAGGAGUUUGAGGAGGUGCUGGCCUUCUCGAGCACAUCUGCAGUGGCCUUGACUGCUGCUGGGCUGUGGGAUUCCAGCCACACUGCAGUGCUGGCCAUGCGCGAUGGAGGAGUCCUGACAACCGUGGAGCAGGGCCCAAGCGAAGGGGAUGAAACCAGAUUUGGAUGCACAGAUACUAGGAAGGGAGCAGGGGAUGGUCCUCCUGAGGGCCUAGGAGGGAAUUUCAGUGUCAUGUGUUGGCUCUUCCUGGCACCCCAGCUGUGGCAACAGCUGGCUCAUUUCUGCCAGGCUGACCUGGGGCUGGGACUGGCCAAGAGUUCUACUAAAUGGCAUCUGCUGGAGGCUGACAUCUGAGGCUCCCUCUCCCAGUUCAGAAGGAAGAAGCUCUUUAGAUUUGCACCCUCCUAUUGCACCCCUCUCCUCUGAAGUUUCCUCUAACUCCUCCCCUUAUCAGGUGUCCAUUCCCACCCUCCCUUUCUAGCUACUCUCUUGUCUCUAGCAUCCCCAAAUAUCCUUGCCUAAAUCUAGAUGUGAACUGUUUUUUUUUUUUUUUUUUUUUUUUUUUCCCGAGGUAGGGACACUGGGUAUUGAACUCAGGGCUUUCCUACUGAGCUAGAGUCCCGGCCCUUUUUAUUUAUUUAUUUUUCUUUUGAGACGAAUCUUGCUAAAUUGCCCAGACUGGGCUCUAAACUGCUGUCCUCCUGUCUUAGCCUCCUAGAGUGCUGAGAUUACAGGCUCAUAUGCCUGGCUGUGAACUGCAGAAUUUGCGGGAGCCCUUUGCACUGCUGUUUAUUAUCUAACUUCUCCCUUGCCAAGAACUGGGCCCUGUAGGGCACUUUUCCUGCAAGGCCCUGGCCGGGGAGUGAGCUCCGCCUUCCCUGGCUUCUCUCUUCCGCCCCCUCGUGGGUGAAAGCAGGCAGAGGUCUGUCCCAGCUCAACUGUUGCUCCUCUUCCCCGGCCACUGGCCACAGUAAAACUUCACAACUGCCCAGCACUCCCCUCCUCACUGCCCCCUUCAGCCUUCUGUGCCCCUAGAUCAGUGUCAUCUCCCUGAUUCUGCCCCCCAUUCCCCGCCUCCCCACACCUCCCACACUCUUGGCCCCUUUUCCUGCCCUGCCAUUCUCCCUGUGCUCAGCUUCCACACAGACCUAGUGUGCAGUAACCGAGAGAGACCUGUACCCAAGACAGUCCCCCAUCUGGGCCUCUACAGCACUCUCCUGAGCCUGAAAUCCCCCUCCCCCCACUUUGCAGGCCCUCGGCCCAGCUCACCUGGGGUUCAGGCUAGAAGCUGUGGUACCGGUGAGGUCAGGCUAUGGGCCUGGCAUGAAGCUGUCUCCUGGUUCCAUCGGAUACCCUCUAGGGAACAUUCCUGAUAUUUGUGGACACUGCUCCCAAACUCUGGAUUGCAUUGCUUUUUGGACUUUGUGAACCUGCUUAAACAGAAAUGGUGACUGCUGCGUUUAAACAGCCCUGUCUCCUAGACUUGAGCCCUACACCAUCGUCUGAGGAAGAAAACAUGCUCAAAAUGUUCCAGGUGACUUCUGAGUCACUCUCAGGAGCUGGGAGGCUGGCAGGGGCUAGAACCCAGGUAUGCCAAGCCCAGAGCAUGCCCAGAACCUCCCACUCUGUGAUGCUGUGAGCUCGAACUUCUUGUUGGACAGUGGACAGUUGCUAGGGAGAUGUUGACCCUAGCAACAGGGUUCUCUGGGCCUGGAAUCCAAGGUGUGGGCAGAGGAGGGCUCCAGGAAGGUGGGAGAAGGGUGGGCAAGGGGGACAGUUUCUCCCCAGCAUCACUUUCCCCAGCUCCGACUUCGGGGCCGCUUGUCUCACAAUAAAAGGGACCUUUUGCCUGCGCUCCGCGUGCGGUUCA